Messenger RNA from Closterium sp. NIES-65, 4725 nucleotides. The record is from the annotation of a GenBank genome assembly. Lineage: Eukaryota; Viridiplantae; Streptophyta; Zygnematophyceae; Desmidiales; Closteriaceae.
AUGCUGGAGUCGACCUGCAGGGCCUUCUUCGACCUGCAAGGAGUCCAGCUCCGUCCCGCCCCGGAUGCAGUCAUGACGACCCACUGUGCUCGAGUGGUAGAGAGCGCACCCGCACAGAACAGAUCCGAAGCGGUAGAGGGACAGAUAGACGUACCUGCCGCAAACUGGGACGCAAAUCCAAGAGUUGGGUUUAUUUCAUAUUCCCGCCGACCUGCACCGAGGGAUGUACUGAGUGGCCCGACAUCAAGGGCAGCCACUGCUGACGAGCGUGAUAGGUCUGGAGAUAGGCAGCACAGGUUUGCUGAUCGGGUUAGGAUGCCGCAGGAACGCGAAGCACGGACGGAGAUCGACUUGGCAAGCGUAGCAGAUGAAGGCGAGGAGGGUGUAGAAGAUCCACAGCUGCCAAGUCAGGUCGAACAGGCAGAGGAGCACUGGAGGAAGGCGGCUGAUGAAAAGCGGAUGGUCGAAGCAGAAGCCAAGAGUAGACGGGCUGAAGAGAUGCAGCGGCGCAGUGAUGGUGGCACCGAUCCUACCGUCUCUUUCCCGGGAACUGGAGACAUACGUGAAGCAUGGGAGCGUGGGGCACGAGCCGCUGCAAGGGCACACGUGGGAGAGGCAGGAGAGGAGCUCGCCAGCAAUGUGCGGCAGCAUAUCGAGGAGGAUAGGGGAUACGUGAAAGUUCGCUUGCCUAGCCUAAAGCGGAAGGCGGCAGAAGAGGCCCGGAGAGGGGACGUCGACGUGCCAGAGAAUUCGGGAGAGGCGAAAAAGAAGGAGGAGAGCAACGCGGGUGCUAAGGCUCAUAAGAUGGUGGAGGUAGAGGCGCACCAGAAUGCAGAGGAUGCGGCCCAUCGGUUCGUCGAUGCAGAGGCGGUACUUACGGCAGAGGACGGGGCGCCAAAGGAAGCAGAGUCUGCGGCGCAGCAGAAGGUGGGUGCAGAGGCGGUCAAGGGUGCGGAGGCAGUCGCGCGUAAAGAAGCGGGUGCAGCAGCAGAGCUGACGUCGGAGGCAGUCGAGCUGAUGGUUGUGGAGGCAGUGGCGCAGAAGGAAUCAGAGGCAAUGGCGAGCCAGAAGGAUGAGGCAGCGGCGCAGCAGAAUGAUGAGGCAGACGCACAUAAGGAAUCAGCGGCAGCAGCGCAGCAGAAGGAUGAGGGUGCGGCGCCCAGGAUGGUUGAGGCAGAGGCGCAGAAGGAAUCAGAGGCAGCGGCGCAGCAGAAGGAGGAGGGUGCGGCGCCGAAGAUGGUUGAGGCAGAGGCGCAGAAGGCAUCAGAGGCAGCGGCGCUGCAGAAGGAGGAGGGUGCGGCGCCGAAGAUGGUUGAGGCAGAGGCGCAGAAGGCAUCAGAGGCAGCGGCGCUGCAGAAGGAGGAGGGUGCGGCGUCGAACAUGGUUGAGGCAGAGGCGCAGAAGGAAUCAGAGGCAGCGGCGAGGGAGAAGGAUAAGGCAGCGGCGCUGCAUAUGGAGGAGGCAGACGCACAUAAGGAAGGAGAGGCUCGGAAUAAGGCAGAAGCAGCGGCGCGGCAGAAGGCGGAGGCAGAGGAGCAGAAACAGGCUGCGGAAGAGGCACUACAACUGGCUCGGGCUGAAGCGCGGAAGAAGGCUGUUGUAGAGGCGCAGAAGAAGGCGGAGGGUGUUGCGCAGAAGAUGUCAGAGGCCGAGGAGCAGAAGCAGGCUGAGGCAGACGCACGAAGGAAGCCAGAUGGAGAGGACGGUUCAGAUGGGAAUAAAAUGGUACAGACAGAGGGACGGGAGACGGCGGGUGCUGAGGGGCACAUCAUCGCAGAGGAAGAGGGGCAGCAUAACGAGGAGGCAGCGUCGCAGGUAUUCGCAUACCGAGAGACGCAGAGCAUGGCAGAGACAGGGCGUCAAAAUACUAUGGAGGAGGUUCGUGUCGUCCCGGAGGCUGGAGUGGGGCACUACGAGGGAGAUGCGCUGGAAACAGAAGAGGAGCAGAAUGAGGAGGAUACGGUACAUCCGGCAGUACGGAUAUUUUUGGGAGGAAGUCCGACGCGGGGACCAGGAACCGGGGUAGAGGGGCCAUGGAGGGUGGCAGACGAUGGGGCGCCUAGGGAUACAGUGGGUCUCAACAGGCAGAGGCGGCCCACCCUUCACCAGAGAGCAGUGGAGAGGAAUCUCGGCCAAGGCGGGGUGGCAGAAGCGUUUUGGCAGGUAGAGUGGGUCGAGGCAGAGACGGCAAUACGGCGGAUGCUGCAUCGGACGAGUAUAGUCCUGGUCGAACAAGGUGACAGGUUCGUCGAGGCCGAAAGCUGGGACAUAAGCCCGGCAGAGGUAACGCGUCGUCUGACGCUCUUAGCCCGAAUGGUGACGCAGACGUUCUGCAACUUGGCGGCCCGCAACAGCAGCAUCAGUCGCGACGUGGCCGAUCUGACCGUCCAUUACUGUCGCGACGCCCUGGCCAACCUGGAAGAAGUCCGCCAUGGAAACGAGGAACGGCGGCGCCAAGCUGAAACGGCGGCCAGGUUUCGCGAGGAGGUGGACACGAGACUCUCCAACUUGCAGGAGAGUAUCGUAAGGGUGAGUGAUCAGGUUCGCCAGUCGGGAGGGGGGAUGGCGGAGGGCACGUUAAAGGGGGUGGAAGAGAGGUUGAGAGAGGUUCUGAGAGAAGAGUCUGAGCGGCGGAACAGGGAUAGACUGCAGGACGAGGAGCGGAGGCAGAAGGCCAUGAGGAAGGAAGCAGACGCCGCAGAGAGACGGAAGAAGGAACAACAGCAGGAGGAAGUGCGUCGGCAGAAGGAGAUGAGAGAGGGAAUGAAGGAGAUGAAGGAGGCGAUGAUGAAGGAGAUGAAGGCAGAAAUGAAGGAGAUGAAGGAUGGGAUGGUAAACCAGAUUGUGGGGAGGUUGAGCGCGGUUUUGCGAGAAGAAUCCGAGCGGCAGAAGAAGGAGAGGCAAGUGGACGCGGAGCGGCGACAACAGCAGGACGCGAAGAGGAAACAAGUGGCGGACGACGAGGAGAGACGCAAGAGGAUACAACUGGACGAGCAAUGGCGGAAGGAGGAGGAGGUGAAGAGGAAGGACGUAGAGGCCACAGAGCGGCGGAGGAAGAACAAACAUCAGGAGGAAGAGCGACGGCAGAAGGAGGUGGAGGCGGGAAUGAAGGAAGUGAUGGAGGCUGUGAAGGAGAUGAAGACGGGGAUUACGGGGUGGAAGGAGGGGAUGAUAAGUGAGGUGGAAAAGCGGCUGUCAAUGGUUCUGAGAUUGGACGCAGAGCGGCGGCAAAAGGAGGAGCAGGGUAGGAAGGCAACGGAGGGAGAUCGGCGACAGAAGGAGGAUGCGCAGAGGAAGGAGGCAGAGGAAGCAGAGCGGGUGGAGAGGGAGAAACAGCAAGAGAUGGCGCUCCUGCAGAAGGAGGAGGCGCAGCGGAAAGAUGCAGAGGAGGCCGAGAGGCAGGAGAGGGAGAAACAGCAGGAGAUGGCGCGCCUGCAGGAGGAGGACAGGCAGAGGAAGGAGGCAGAGGAGGUAGAGCGGCGUCAGAGGGCGAAACAGCAGGAAUUGGACCGCCUGCAGAAGGAGGAGACGCAGAAGAAGGAGGCAGAGGAGGCCGAGCGGCAGCAGCGGGCGAAACAGCAGGAGAUGGAGCGCCUGCAGAAGAAGGAAGCGCAGAAGAAGGAGGUAGAGGAGGCCGAGCGGCAGCAGAGGGCGAAACAGCAGGAGAUGGAGCGCCUGCAGAAGGAGGAUGCGCAGAAGAAGGAGGCAGAGGAGGCCGAGCGGCAGCAGAGAGCGAAACAGCAGGAGAUGGAGCGCCUGCAGAAGGAGGAAGCGCAGAAGAAGGAGGCAGAGGAGGCCGAGCGGCAGGCGAAACAGCAGGAGAUGGAGCGCCUGCAGAAGGAGGAAGCGCAGAAGAAGGAGGCAGAGGAGGCGGAGCGGCAGCAGAGGGCGAAACAGCAGGAGAUGGAGCGCCUACAGAAGGCGGAGCAAUGCCGAGCAGAGAUGAGGGCCAGACUUGCAUCCUACGCGGAACAGCAGCGGCAACUGGAGGCAAAGGCAAAGGCGAUGGCUGAAGAGACGGAACGAUUGGCAAGGGAGAUGGAAGAGGAGGAUUUGACCAUGCAGGGGGAGGGGACCUGGACAGGAGUCGAGGAGGAUUUGACCAUGCAGGGGGAGGGGACCUGGACAGGAGUCGAGGAGGAAAUAGUUGAGGGGUUGGGGACUUUGCUGUUGAUUGAGAGCGGGGAGGCGAAUGUAGCAGAGGGCGUGCCUAGUGUUCCUGUACGGAAUGUAGAGGUGUCCAGGAGGCGGCCUAGACAAGAGGACAGGGAGCCGGAGGGUCAUGCGGCUAAGAGACGGCGUGCAGCUGGAAUACAGGAGUUGAUACCCAUAAUCCAAGGGGAAAAGAAAGGGAUGAAGAUCGACAAGUGUGACAACAGGAAAAACGCCGUAGUGGACGACAAGGGUAAGACUUUGGGUGUCUGCCUGCCGUUCAGGGGAAGCGGGUUCUCUCAACGGGGCGAGGGAGCUUUGCAGAAGUGGACGUCUGAGCAGACCGUCGGCGGCCGGAAGCGGAACCUCGGCUCUCACAAAACGGUGUGGGAGAGGGCAUACACGGUCGCAGUCUGCUGGAAGUUCUACUUCCCGGAUAUUGACAUGCAGGCAUACGGCAUGAAUCCAAACCGUAUUAACAAGUGGCGGGAAGACCUCGACUUCACAACGUGGCUUCCAACAGGGGUGUGGAGCGUCAUCAACGAACUCCACCUGGACAAACCGGACGGGUGA